This is a messenger RNA of Komagataella phaffii GS115, 1383 nucleotides long. RefSeq names its product TFIID subunit (67 kDa), involved in RNA polymerase II transcription initiation. The record is from RefSeq and is a predicted model, not a curated record. NCBI's taxonomy places the organism in Eukaryota, Fungi, Ascomycota, Pichiomycetes, Pichiales, Pichiaceae. Gene Ontology annotation, cellular component: transcription factor TFIID complex. The transcript has a single exon. Bases 1 to 1383 code for a protein of 460 amino acids. Gene Ontology annotation, molecular function: RNA polymerase II general transcription initiation factor activity. Gene Ontology annotation, biological process: transcription initiation at RNA polymerase II promoter; RNA polymerase II preinitiation complex assembly.
AUGAUUAAACUCAAGCUGCACACAGACAAGAAACAGAAUACAGUAGAAAGAAGGCCAAAGAUCAAGGUAAAACCUCCAAUAAAUAAACCUGAGUCUACAGUUAUUCCUAGAAUUAGGGUCAAGCCAACAAGAAUAGCAGGAGAUGGAUAUGACUCAGAGGAUCCAGACAGGGAGGAUGAUCCUACCACCGAAGAGGCCAUAGUGAUGCGUAUAGUACCUAACGACUACUCUUUAGAAUAUGUCAAAAAGUGUGUGGAGCAGGGAGAUUUUAGUGAGAUCAGCCUUCAGUGGAAAGAUAAGAGAAGAGCUGUCUUGCGAUUGAAAGACAGAUUAUAUGGGGCCAAAUUGGUGGACUUGCCAACAAUGGUAGAAAUCCAUAAAACGAUUGACAGAAAGAAUAUAUUCAAGACCAUGGAUGUCUCGCAGAUUCUACUUGUCAUCAAGGAACUGAAAUACGAAUCUGAAUACUUGGAUAUUCAACUGACGGCUAGCGAAACGUUUGAUGAUGGAUUGACACCUCCUUUGCGAGGCGUAAAGAAACGUUUUGAUAAGAGAAUGACCAGUAAAGUUUUUCAAAUUAUCGAAGAGCAGGUGGAUGAAUUGUUUCGUUUAGACGAGGAAGCUGAAGCCAGUAAGUACGAGCUAGUUGAUACGGAGGCCGGUACGAUUCCUUCCUUUGACGCAGAUGCUAGUACACCGAAUACAAAGGAAUUUACUGUAAGGGGCCACCUUGAUGUAGAAGACAAUGAAGACUUAGAACUAGAGCUAGAACAAGCAUUUCAGCAGCAGUCAGACACACCGUUGAAUCCUCAACAGCGGUCGAAGGGAGGCCGAAAGACGAAUGACAGCGAUGCCCACGUUCGUUUCUACGAGCAGGAGGAGGAGGAUGACGAGGAUGAAGAGACUUUUGAGCUGAAGCGGGUGUGCUCUGCAGAAGCAAAAGUAGAAGAGGGAGAAGAAGAAGCAGAAGAGGAAACAGAAGAGACAGAAGACGAUGAAGAUGACGACGAUGAAGAAGUCGUUGGAGGAAAGGAAAUUAUCUCUGGCCAGAGAGCUGGAAUCGAUGAGAGACUCACACACACUCAAAUUAUUAAGGAAGAAAUUGAGGAGUUACAGGCUACGAUUGGCUUGAAACAGAGUGAUUUUAACAAAGCAAGCAAUCCGAUAAUGAAGAACAGAAUCUCUGAUGUGAUCGGUAGGCUAAAGGCAGAACUUGAAACCAAACUGAGACAAGUUGAGAUGGAACAAAAAGAACAACAAAAUAACAGCAAUGUCACAUCCCAUAAUAUAUAUCAACAAAGAGAAUUGGAUGAGGAUGAGGAUGAGGAUGAUGAUGAGGAUGGGGAUGAAGAUGACGAUGAUGACAUGGAAGAUUUAUUCUAG